Sphenostylis stenocarpa is the source of this 1164-nucleotide messenger RNA. The record is from the annotation of a GenBank genome assembly. Lineage: Eukaryota; Viridiplantae; Streptophyta; Magnoliopsida; Fabales; Fabaceae.
AUGUCUGAGGGCUAUUAUAGUUCCAAGAAGACUGAUGAUAUCUGCGAUGAUGUUUGUGGACAGCAUGGAACUCCUGCAGGACUGAGCAUGUCAAGACUAAAGUGUAUUCUAAAGGGAUUGGACUUCAAAACUUACAUAUUUCUGUUUGUGAUUGUUCCGGUUGGCAUCUUCGGUCUCUAUUUGCACGGGCAGAAAAUCUCCUACUUUUUAAGGCCACUUUGGGAGGCCCCUCCAAAACCAUUCAAUGAAAUCCCUCACUAUUAUCACGAAAACGUGUCAAUGGAAUCUCUAUGCAAGCUUCAUGGGUGGGGGAUUCGUGAGUCACCGAGAAGAGUUUUCGAUGCUGUUUUGUUCAGCAAUGAAGUUGACAUCCUCACUAUCCGUUGGAAAGAGAUACAGCCUUACGUGACGCAGUAUGUACUCCUUGAAUCAAACUCAACUUUUACUGGAAUUGUCAAACCCUUGCUUUUUGCAAGAAAUAGGGACAAGUUCAAGUUUGUUGAGUCACGGCUUACAUAUGGGGUGAUUGGGGGGAGAUUCAAGAGAAAAGAAAAUCCAUUUAUUGAAGAGGCUUAUCAAAGAGUUGCCCUGGAUCAGCUUCUAAAGAUAGCAGGCAUAGAAGAUGAUGAUCUCUUGAUAAUGUCUGAUGUUGAUGAGAUUCCAAGCGCUCACACAAUCAAUCUCUUGCGGUGGUGUGAUGAAAUUCCUCCGAUUCUUCAUCUUCAGCUGAGGAACUACUUGUACUCAUUCGAAUUCUUUUUGGACAACAAAAGUUGGAGAGCUUCAAUCCACAAGUACCAGACUGGAAAGACUCGGUAUGCACACUACAGGCAGUCUGAUUUGUUGCUGUCAGAUUCUGGCUGGCAUUGUAGCUUCUGUUUCCGCCAUAUGAGCGAAUUCAUAUUCAAGAUGAAAGCUUAUAGCCAUUUCGAUCGUGUGCGGUUCCCUCACUACUUGAACCCUGUCAGGAUUCAGGAUGUGAUAUGCCAAGGGUCUGACUUAUUUGACAUGCUUCCUGAAGAGUAUACAUUUAAGGAGAUCAUUGGGAAAUUGGGACCUAUUCCUCAUUCUUACUCAGCAGUACAUCUUCCUGCAUAUUUGUUGAAUAAUGCAGAAAGAUUCAGGUUUUUGUUGCCUGGUAACUGCAGAAGAGAAAGUGGUUGA